This is a messenger RNA of Gallus gallus (chicken), 5925 nucleotides long. It is a transcript of the gene MYO7L2, whose product is annotated as myosin-7-like 2. The transcript has 39 exons. Gene Ontology annotation, molecular function: actin filament binding; cytoskeletal motor activity; ATP binding. The record is from RefSeq and is a predicted model, not a curated record. The coding region runs from base 23 to 5839 and encodes 1938 amino acids. NCBI's taxonomy places the organism in Eukaryota, Metazoa, Chordata, Aves, Galliformes, Phasianidae. Gene Ontology annotation, cellular component: myosin complex.
GUGUUCCGCUGCGCAGGCCGCCAUGCCCGCCCCCGCGGAGCUGUCGGAGUUCGGAGCGGCGGCGCCGUUCCUGCGGAAGUCGGAGCAGGAGCGCCUGGCGGCGCAGACGCGGCCGUUCGAUCUGAAGCGCGACAUCUUCGUCCCCGACGAGCGCGAGGAGUUCGUCAAAGCCACCAUCGUGUCCCGCGACGGACCCACAGUCACCGCGCACACCGAGCACGGCAAGACGGUGACGGUGAGGGAGGACCAAAUCAUGCAGCAGAACCCCCCGAAAUUCGACCGCAUUGAGGACAUGGCCAUGCUGACGUUCCUCCACGAGCCCGCCGUCCUCUACAACCUCAAGGAGCGCUACGCCUCCUGGAUGAUCUACACCUACUCGGGCCUCUUCUGCGUUACCGUCAACCCCUACAAGUGGCUGCCGGUAUACAACGCUGAGGUGGUGGCCGCCUACCGGGGCAAGAAGCGGAGCGAAGCUCCUCCUCACAUCUUCUCCAUCUCAGAUAACGCCUACCAGAACAUGCUGACAGAUCGGGAGAACCAGUCCAUCCUCAUCACCGGAGAAUCCGGGGCGGGGAAGACCGUCAACACCAAAAGGGUCAUCCAAUACUUCGCCGUCAUCGCUGCCAUCGGCGACCGCGGCAAGAAGGAGACGGGGACGCCGGGGAAGGGGACCCUGGAGGAUCAAAUCAUCCAAGCCAACCCCGCCCUGGAGGCCUUCGGCAACGCCAAGACCGUCCGCAACGACAACUCGUCGCGAUUUGGCAAGUUCAUCCGGAUCCACUUCGGGGCCACCGGGAAGUUGGCGUCGGCUGAUAUCGAGACCUACCUCCUGGAGAAGUCGCGGGUCAUCUUCCAGCUCAAAGCCGAGAGGAACUACCACAUCUUCUACCAGAUCCUCUCCAACAAGAAGCCCGAGCUUCUGGACAUGAUGCUGGUGACCAACAACCCCUACGACUACGCCUUCAUCUCCCAAGGAGAGACCACCGUGCCGUCCAUCGACGACGGCGAGGAGCUGCUGGCCACAGACAGCGCUUUCGACGUGCUGGGCUUCAGCCCGGAGGAGAAGAGCUCCAUCUACAAGCUGACGGGAGCCAUCAUGCACUUCGGCAACAUGAAAUUCAAGCAGAAGCAGCGGGAGGAGCAGGCGGAGCCGGACGGCACCGAAGAGGCGGAUAAGUCGGCUUACCUGAUGGGGCUGAACUCGGCCGACCUCCUCAAGGGGCUGUGCCACCCCCGGGUGAAGGUGGGCAACGAAUACGUCACCAAAGGGCAGAACGUCCAGCAGGUGAUCUACGCCGUCGGGGCUCUGGCCAAGGCUGUCUACGAGAAGAUGUUCAACUGGAUGGUGACCAGGAUCAACAACUCACUGGAGACCAAGCAGCCUCGCCAGUAUUUCAUCGGCGUCCUGGACAUUGCUGGCUUCGAGAUCUUCGAUUUCAACAGCUUCGAGCAGCUGUGCAUCAACUUCACCAACGAGAAGCUGCAGCAGUUCUUCAACCACCACAUGUUCGUGCUGGAGCAGGAGGAGUACAAGAAGGAGGGCAUCGAGUGGGAGUUCAUCGACUUCGGCAUGGACCUCCAGGCCUGCAUCGACCUCAUCGAGAAGCCGAUGGGGAUCAUGUCCAUCUUGGAGGAGGAGUGCAUGUUCCCCAAGGCCACGGAUAUGACCUUCAAGGCCAAACUCUUCGACAACCACUUGGGGAAGUCGGCCAACUUCGGGAAGCCCCGCAACAUCAAGGGAAAGCCGGAAGCUCACUUCGCCCUCGUGCACUACGCGGGCACGGUGGACUACAACAUCAUCGGCUGGCUGCAGAAGAACAAGGAUCCGCUCAACGAGACGGUGGUGGGGCUCUACCAGAAGUCAGCCUUGAAGCUCCUCGCCAACCUCUUUGCCAACUACGCCGGAGCCGACGCGCCUGUGGAGAAGGGGAAAGGAGCCAAGAAGAAAGGUUCCUCCUUCCAGACGGUCUCAGCCCUGCACCGGGAGAAUCUCAACAAGCUGAUGACCAACCUUCGUUCCACCCACCCCCACUUUGUCCGCUGCAUCAUCCCCAACGAGACCAAGUCUCCCGGUGUGAUGGACAACCCCCUGGUGAUGCACCAGCUCCGCUGCAAUGGCGUGCUGGAGGGCAUCCGCAUCUGCCGCAAGGGUUUCCCCAACCGCAUCCUCUACGGGGACUUCCGUCAGAGGUACCGCAUCCUGAACCCGGCAGCCAUCCCCGAGGGGCAGUUCAUUGACAGCCGCAAAGGCGCCGAGAAACUCCUGGGGUCCCUCGAUAUCGACCACAACCAGUACAAAUUUGGGCACACCAAGGUUUUCUUUAAGGCCGGGCUGCUGGGGCUGCUGGAGGAGAUGCGUGACGAGCGCCUGGCUCGCAUCAUGACCCGCCUGCAGGCCCAAGUUCGUGGCUUUCUCUCCCGGCAGGAAUUCAAAAAGAUCUUGGAGAGAAGGGAUUCGCUGCUGGUCAUCCAGUGGAACAUCCGCGCCUUCAUGGGGGUGAAGAACUGGCCCUGGAUGAAGCUCUACUUUAAGAUCAAGCCCUUGCUGAAGAGUGCUGAGACCGAGAAGGAGAUGCAGACAAUGAAGGAGGAAUUCGGGCGCCUGAAGGAGGCCCUGGAGAAGUCAGAGGCGCGUCGGAAGGAGCUGGAGGAGAAGAUGGUGUCCAUGCUGCAGGAGAAGAACGAUCUCCAGCUGCAAGUGCAGGCCGAGCAAGACAAUCUUGCUGACGCCGAGGAGCGCUGCGAUCAGCUGAUCAAGAACAAGAUCCAGCUGGAGGCCAAGGCGAAGGAGAUGUUGGAGAGGCUGGAGGAAGAGGAGGAGAUGAACGCUGAGCUGACGGCCAAGAAGAGGAAGCUGGAGGAUGAGUGUUCGGAGCUCAAGAAGGACAUCGAUGACCUGGAGCUGUCGUUGGCCAAAGUGGAGAAGGAGAAACACGCCACAGAGAACAAGGUCAAGAACCUCACAGAGGAGAUGGCCGGGCUGGAUGAGACCAUUGUCAAGCUGACCAAGGAGAAGAAGGCCCUUCAGGAGUCCCACCAGCAAACGCUGGAUGACCUGCAGGCCGAGGAAGACAAGGUCAACACCUUGACCAAGGCCAAAGUGAAGCUGGAGCAGCAAGUGGAUGAUCUUGAGAGCUCGCUGGAGCAGGAGAAGAAGAUCCGGAUGGACCUGGAAAGAGCCAAGAGGAAGCUGGAAGGGGACUUGAAGCUGGCCCAGGAGAGCAUCAUGGACCUGGAGAACGACAAGCAGCAGCUGGAGGAGAGGCUGAAGAAGAAAGACUUUGAGCUCAACGCGCUCAACGCUCGAAUUGAAGACGAACAAGCAGUUGCUGGCCAGCUUCAGAAGAAGCUCAAAGAGCUCCAGGCACGAAUCGAGGAGCUGGAGGAGGAGCUGGAGGCGGAGCGGACGGGCCGGGCCAAGGUGGAGAAGCUGCGCUCGGAUCUGUCACGGGAGCUGGAGGAGAUCAGCGAGCGGCUGGAGGAGGCGGGCGGAGCCACCUCAGUGCAGCUCGAGCUCAACAAGAAGAGGGAGGCUGAGUUCCAGAAGCUGCGGCGAGACCUGGAGGAGGCAACGCUGCAGCACGAGGCCACGGCCGCCGCCCUGCGCAAGAAGCACGCCGACAGCGUGGCUGAGCUGAGCGAGCAGCUCGACAACCUGCAGCGCGUCAAGCAGAAGCUGGAGAAGGAGAAGAGCGAGCUGAAGCUGGAGCUGGACGACGUCAGCUCCAACAUGGAGCAGCUCAUCAAGGCCAAGGCCAACCUGGAGAAGAUGUGCCGCACCACGGAGGACCAGAUGAAUGAGCACCGCAGCAAAUCAGAGGAGGCGCAGCGUAUGGUUGCUGACCUCAGCACCCAGCGAGCCAAGCUCCAGACGGAGAACGGUGAGCUCUCAAGGCAGCUGGAGGAGAAGGAAGCCUUCAUCAACCAGCUGAUGCGUGGGAAACUCACCUACACUCAGCAGCUGGAGGACCUGAAGAGGCAGCUGGAGGAGGAAGCCAAGGCCAAGAACGCGCUGGCCCACGCCCUGCAGUCAGCCCGGCACGACUGUGACCUGCUGAGGGAGCAGUAUGAAGAGGAGACGGAGGCCAGAGCUGAGCUGCAGCGUGCCCUCUCCAAAGCCAACUCGGAGGUGGCCCAGUGGAGGACCAAGUAUGAGACGGACGCCAUCCAACGCACCGAGGAGUUGGAGGAGGCCAAGAAGAAGCUGGCGCAGCGGCUGCAGGAAGCCGAGGAGGCGGUGGAGGCGGUCAACGCCAAAUGCUCCUCCCUGGAGAAGACCAAGCACCGGCUGCAGAAUGAGAUCGAGGACCUGAUGGCGGACCUGGAGAGGUCAAACGCUGCGGCUGCCGCUCUGGAUAAGAAGCAAAGGAACUUUGAUAAGAUCUUGUCGGAGUGGAAGCAGAAGUUCGAGGAGUCGCAGACGGAGCUGGAGGCGGCGCAGAAGGAGUCCCGGUCCCUCAGCACUGAGCUCUUCAAGCUGAAGAACGCCUACGAGGAGUCGCUGGAGCACCUGGAGACCUUCAAGAGGGAGGCCAAGAACCUCCAAGAGGAGAUCUCGGACUUGACGGAGCAGCUGGGAGCCGGCCACAAGACCAUCCACGAGCUGGAGAAGGUCCGUAAGCAGCUGGACGCCGAGAAGCUGGAGCUGCAAGCAGCGCUGGAGGAGGCCGAGGCGUCCCUGGAACACGAGGAGGGGAAGAUCCUGAGGGCCCAGCUGGAGUUCAACCAAGUGAAGGCGGACUACGAGCGCAAGCUGGCGGAGAAGGAGGAGGAGAUGGAGCAGGCCAAGCGGAACCACCUGCGGGUGGUGGACUCACUGCAGACGUCGCUGGACGCCGAGACGCGGAGCCGCAACGAAGCGCUGAGGCUGAAGAAGAAGAUGGAGGGCGACCUCAAUGAGAUGGAGAUCCAACUGAGCCACGCCAACCGCAUGGCAGCCGAGGCCCAGAAGCAAGUCAAGGCGCUGCAGGGCUACCUCAAGGACGCCCAAUUACAGCUGGACGACGCGGUGCGCGCUAACGAGGACCUGAAGGAGAACAUCGCCAUCGUGGAGCGGAGGAACAACCUCCUCCAAUCGGAGCUGGAGGAGCUGCGCGCCGCGCUGGAGCAGAGCGAGAGGGCCCGCAAGUUGGCCGAGCAGGAACUGAUCGAGGCCAGCGAGCGCGUCCAGCUCCUCCAUUCCCAGAACACCGGUCUCAUCAACCAGAAGAAGAAGAUGGAGGCCGACAUCUCCCAGCUGCAGACCGAGGUGGAAGAAGCGAUCCAGGAGUGCCGGAACGCCGAGGAGAAGGCCAAGAAGGCCAUCACUGACGCGGCCAUGAUGGCGGAGGAGCUGAAGAAGGAGCAGGACACGAGCGCCCACCUGGAGCGGAUGAAGAAGAACAUGGAGCAGACCAUCAAGGACCUGCAGCUGCGGCUGGACGAGGCAGAGCAGUUGGCCCUCAAGGGCGGCAAGAAGCAGCUGCAGAAGCUGGAGGCGCGUGUGAGGGAGCUGGAGAACGAGCUGGAGGCGGAGCAGAAGCGCCAUGCCGAGAGCGUCAAAGGGCUGCGCAAGUCGGAGCGGCGCGUGAAGGAGCUCAGCUACCAGACGGAGGAGGACCGUAAGAACAUGGUGAGGUUGCAGGACUUGGUGGACAAACUGCAGCUGAAGGUGAAGGCGUACAAACGGCAGGCGGAGGAGGCGGAGGAGCAGUCCAACUGCAACCUGUCCAAGUUCCGCAAAGCGCAGCACGAGUUGGGCGACGCGGAGGAGCGCGCGGACAUCGCCGAGGCGCAGCUCAACAAACUGCGCGCCCGCAGCAGAGACGGCCGCACCACGAAAGGGCUCCACGAGGAGUGAAAGCAGUGGGCGAUGCGCCCCCCGGCGCCGCCCCCAUCAGCGCCUCCGCCCCCCUCCGCCCACCCAAUAAAUGCCUUUCAGCAGCA